AUGGGCAUCUUUUUUGGAUUAUAUGUUCUGGGCGUUUUUUUUACAACCGUUCUGAUACUUCUUCUGGCAUCCACUACAUUUCAUCCAUUUAAACGUUACCUGGAAAAAUGGAACGAAAUGAGGCCGAUUCCGGGAAUGGCGGGUGCUUAUCCAAUUAUUGGCAACGCACUGCAGUUUAAAACCAAUGCUGGCGAUUUUUUCAACCAGAUUAUUCAGGGCACAAAUGAAAACAGACACCUUCCUCUAGCAAAAGUUUGGGUGGGUCCAGUCCCCUUUCUGGUCCUAUAUCAUGCAGAGAAUAUUGAGGUGGUUCUCAGUAAUUCUAGGCACAUUGACAAGUCAUAUCCAUACAGGUUUCUGCACCCUUGGCUUGGCACAGGCCUGCUUACCAGCACAGGUGAGAAGUGGCGUAAUCGGCGUAAAAUGCUGACCCCAACCUUCCAUUUCUCCAUUCUCUCUGACUUUCUGGAAGUGAUGAAUGAACAAACUGAUAUUUUAAUACAGAAGAUGGAGGAUCAUGGAGGUGGAGAGCCGUUUAACUGCUUCAGCUACGUAACAUUAUGUGCUCUGGACAUCAUAUGUGAAACUGCAAUGGGAAAGAAGAUCUAUGCACAGAGCAAUGCUGACUCUGAGUAUGUUCAAAGUGUCUAUAAAAUGAGCGACAUCAUCACCAAGAGACAGAGAGCACCAUGGCUGUGGCCAGACUGGAUCUACAGUAUGCUAGAAGAAGGCAAAGAACAGUCUAGAAGAUUGAGGAUUCUUCACUACUUUACUGCAAGCGUUAUCAAGGAGAGAGCAAAGUUAAUGACGUCUGACUGUGACAGUGAUUCUGACCAGCGGCCGAGGAAGAGACAAGCCUUUCUGGACAUGCUGUUAAAAACUACUGAUCAGAAUGGAAAGAAUCUGAGUCAAGAGGAUAUUCAGGAGGAAGUGGACACCUUUAUGUUUGAGGGUCAUGACACAACAGCAGCAUCAAUAAACUGGGCCUUACAUCUGAUUGGCUCUCAUCCUGAGGUCCAGAAGGGGGUGCAGGCAGAACUACAGGAAGUGUUUGGUUCAUCAGAGCGACACGUCGGAGUGGAGGACCUGAGGAAGCUGCGCUACCUGGAGUGCGUCAUCAAAGAGAGUCUGCGGAUCUUCCCCGCCGUGCCUCUGUUUGCACGCAGCCUCUGUGAGACCUGUCACAUCAAUGGGUUCAAAGUCCCAGAAGGAGUGAAUGCUGUUAUAAUACCAUAUGCUCUUCACCGGGACCCGCGUUACUUUCCAGAACCUGAGGAAUUCAGACCGGAAAGAUUCCUGCCAGAGAACAGCAAAGGGAGACAUCCAUAUGCGUACAUCCCUUUUUCUGCAGGGCCAAGAAACUGCAUUGGUCAGCGCUUCGCCCUGAUGGAGGAGAAGGUAGUUCUUGCUACGAUCUUACGUCAUUUUGAGGUAGAGUCAUGUCAGAGCCGUGAGGAACUAAGGCCGCUGGGGGAGCUCGUUCUGCGUCCCGAGAAGGGGAUUUGGAUCAAACUGCAAAAACGAACCAAGUGACUCUUGCCACUGUGAAAGAAGAAAUGUCAUACCACUAAAGCGCUGUAGUAUUUGUGCUGAUAGUUAAAAGCUGACUCUGCUGACUUUAUUGCUUUGUCUGCACAUAUUUUAUAGGGAAAUGUGUGA
Triplophysa rosa is the source of this 1659-nucleotide messenger RNA. Its product is annotated as cytochrome P450 4V2. The record is from RefSeq and is a predicted model, not a curated record. The coding region runs from base 1 to 1533 and encodes 510 amino acids. Lineage: Eukaryota; Metazoa; Chordata; Actinopteri; Cypriniformes; Nemacheilidae. The transcript has 11 exons. Gene Ontology annotation, molecular function: iron ion binding; oxidoreductase activity, acting on paired donors, with incorporation or reduction of molecular oxygen; heme binding.